CCCGCUUGGUUCGCCACGAUUCUGCAUGUUUUUAUUGCAUGGAAGUUAGACUGUCAGUCGUCACACAUGGAAAGCAUGCUCGUUUGGUUCGCUGCGAUUGUGUAUGCUUUCGAUGCAUGGAAGUUAGGCGUUCAGUCGUCACACAUCAAAAGACUUGAAAAAGAAAAGAAAGAGUUACCGUGUAAGCUUGACAAUGCCAAACAAGAAAAUAAGCGACUUUGUGAACGUCGUCAAGAGCUAAAGGAUGCCAACGAACAGCUCGAGAUUACAAGAGCUCAGCUUUUCUGUGACAGGUCUUGCAUCUCAUCAUUGCCCUCCUCUGUUUCCACGCUAUGUGAAGAUGAUGAAGAGAGAGAAUUCUCAGAACUGUUCAAGUCAGAAUUAGUCUUGUCAAAAGCAGGCAAGACAAAGGUAGCAACAGGUAAAGAACAUGCAACAGAUCAAACCUCUGGAAUGGAGGACUGUAUUGCAACAUGUCUCUCUAUGCUCGCCUUCCAAGACAGCAUGACAGAGUUAGAGUUCUUGGCUAUUGCUCUAAUCUUUGUUAAAGUUCUCUUGUGUGACAUGGCGAUUCCCAAAUGUUUCUGUCUGUUGUAA
Messenger RNA from Corticium candelabrum, 597 nucleotides. RefSeq lists its product as uncharacterized. Lineage: Eukaryota; Metazoa; Porifera; Homoscleromorpha; Homosclerophorida; Plakinidae. The transcript has 3 exons. The record is from RefSeq and is a predicted model, not a curated record. The coding region runs from base 67 to 597 and encodes 176 amino acids.